AGUCCUUGUGACGGCUGGGUUGGGCGAUUGCAGCCUGCAGCUGCAGAGCGGACGCAGAAGGAGAGUUUAUUUUCCAUCUUCUGGACAAAUUGUGUGUAAAUUGAAGGAGCCUUGAGGGGGGAAGCGGUAGCUGAAUGUGUCGCUCGUGUUUAUGUUUUGGGAGCACACGAGUCCGUGCUGCACCUGGCAACACGGCCGCUGGCAGGGGUCAAAGUGCACCAUGGACGGUGGCCUGAGGGUCCUCCUGUCCACUGUGCUGUGUCUCAGCCAGGCCCUGCUCAUCAGCUGCUCAUCUCAGUACCCCUCCUUCCGCUCUGAGCCGGCCGACCUGGUCCAGAGUCGAGGUUCUGCGGCCCGUCUGCAGUGCCUGGCCAGCCCUCCGUCGGCCGUCGUCUCCUGGCGUUUCCAGGGUCGUCCCCUGGAGCAAGGCACCUUGCCGGGGCUGGAGUUCCUCCAGGGAUCCCUCACCAUCUCGUCCCUGACGCCGGGCCACGCCGGCACCUACCAGUGCGUGGCACGCUUGGAGCACGGGCCGGCCGCGGCCAGCCGCCUGGCCCGCGUGGCCGUAGCAGAAAUAUGGGCGUACGAAGACGGCCAGCGGCGGUUUUUAUCGGUGCAGGAAGGCGGCACGGCGCGUAUCGAGUGUCCUCUGCCGCGCAGCGUCCCCCCCGCUCGUCCCAGGCUGAGAGUACGAGGUGACUGGAUAGACGUCUCCACAGACGACUACCUGGUCCUUCCCUCCGGAAACCUGCAGAUCCUCUCCGCCUUGGCCCGGCACCAGGGCAUGUACAAGUGUGGAGCCAUCAACCCCGUUACCGGGGAAACCGUGGUCCAGUCCCACGGCACCAAGCUGUCCGUCAGACAUUCAAACGUUUCCGCCCCGGCGCGGAUACUUUACCCCAGCGGCCCCGUGGCGUUGUCGCCGCGGCGGUUGCAGCCACUGACGCUGGAGUGCGUCGUCUCCGGAGGCGCCGCAGCGGCGAGCUGGCUCAAGAACGGGAGGGAGCUCAUGCUCGAACCUUCUCACCGGCGGCGGCACAACAACCUGGUCUUCCCGAGGCUGGGGAGGGGCGACACAGGGCGCUACGCCUGCGCCGUGGAGACGGAGCGAGGGCUCGUCGCCAGCGCCGACUACACCGUGGACGUCCUCGAGCCUGUCCUCAUCACCGAGGGCCCCAGCGACCAGCGCGUGACCUCCGGCUCGUCCGCCCGCUUCACCUGCGUGUGGCUGGGGAACCCGGCGCCCAACGUCACCUGGCUGCUCAACGCCGAGCCCCUUCCCUCCUCGCACCGCUUCCAGGCCUCCGGGUCCUCGCUCGUCGUCACGGGCGUGACGUCACAGGAUGGCGGCGUGUAUCAGUGUCUGCUGGACAACGGGAUCGGGUCGGCGCAGGCCAGCGGCGUCCUCACCACUCAGCCGGAUCUACAGCCGGGCUCCUCUGCCGCCGCCCUGCCAGACGCCUCGGCGUCGCUCCACCCGUUUCAGAGCGACGAGGGCGACGGGAGCUUCCUGAGCGAGGACGGGGGCAGCAACGCCGCCGCCCCGCCGGCCGACAGGAGCGGCGACCGCCCCACUCCGGAGGCCCCGAUCAUCAUCAGCCCGCCGCAGACCCACAAGCCUGACGUCUACGACCUGGAGUGGCGGGCGGGCCGCGACGGCGGCAGCCCCAUCAACGCCUACUUCGUCAAAUACCGUAAGGUCGAUGAAAUGGGAACUGUGGUGGGAAGCUGGCUCACGGUCCGGGUCCCUGGCAGCGAGAAAACGCUGCGGCUGUCGGAGCUGCAGUCCUCCAGCCUCUACGAGGUGCUGAUGGUGGCGCGGAGCUCGGCGGGCGAGGGUCAGCCGGCCAUGCUCACGUUCCGCACCGGAAGAGAAAAAAGCGUCUCAUCCAACAAAAACCCCUCCAAGCCUCCCGUCGUCUCCGCGCCCCCAAAAGCCCCCGAGGAGAGAGCCCCCAACACCCACUUCGGUGUCGUCAUACACGACAGAGUUCCCGAGGCUCCCGACCGUCCGACCAUCUCCAUGGCGACGGAGAGUUCGGCCUACGUCACCUGGAUCCCUCGGGCGAACGGCGGCUCCCCGAUCACGGCCUUCCGCGUGGAGUACAGGCGCAGCCGCGGCGCUGACUGGCUGGUGGCGGCGGACAACAUCUCGCCGCUCAAAUUGUCCGUGGAAGUUCGGAACCUGGAGCCCGGCUCCGUCUACAGGUUCCGGGUGGCGGCCAUGAACAUGUAUGGAGAGAGUCCCCUCAGCAUCCCGUCCAAGCCGUACCAGGUGCCCCAGGCGAGUCCGCGCACGUCCGAGCGGCCCGUGGUCGGCCCGCACAUCCUGUCCACCGACGCCAUCAGCGACACGCAGAUCAUGCUGCGCUGGACCUACAGCCCCACGAGUAACAACAACACCCCGAUCCAGGGCUUCUACAUCUACUACCGGCCCACGGACAGCGACAACGACAGCGACUACAAGAGCGACGUGGUGGAAGGUGUGAAGAACUGGCACAUGAUCGCCCACCUGCAGCCCGAGACGUCCUACGACAUCAAGAUGCAGUGCUUCAACACCGGCGGCGAGAGCGACUACAGCAACGUCAUGAUCUGCGAGACCAAAGCGCGCCAGUCUCCGGGGUCUCCCAGCCAGCACCCCGUCACGCCGUCCGGCCCCCACUUCCCAGAGCCGCCCAGCCCCCCCGGGGGCCUCCUCUACCUGAUCGUGGGCUGCGUCCUGGGCGUGAUGGUGCUCAUCCUGCUGGCCUUCAUCGCCAUGUGCCUGUGGAGGAACCGCCAGCAGAACAGCAUGCACAAGUACGACCCUCCCGGCUGCUUGUACCAGCCGGCGGAGAUGAACGGUCACGUCAUGGAGUACACGGCGCUGGCGGCCGGCUCCGGCCGCCUCAACGGGGCCGUCCACGGCACCUACGGCCACGGCGGCCCGCUGGGACCUCCGGGGUGUCACCACCUCCACCACAAGCUCCCCAACGGCCUGGCGCUGCUCAACGGCUCCGGCGGGUUGUUCUCCCCGGGCCACCCGCACGGCCACGACGGCACGCUGCCCCGCGCCGCCCGGGACUGUGAGCACUCGCACCCUCACCACCACCUGAACGGCGGAGGCUUGUACACGGCUCUUCCUCAGACCGAGUCCUCGGACUGCAUGAGCUGCCAGAACCUCUGCAACAACAACAGAUGUUACAAGACGACCAACGGCACGUUCUCCAGCGGCACGCUGCCCCUGAUGCACCGCAUGGCGACCUGCCAGCAGGACGGGCUGGAGAUGGUGCCGCUGGGCCAGGUUCUGCCCCAGUGCCACGGCUCUGACCCCACGGCAGAUGCAGGAUACCAACCAGACGAGCACAAGGAGUCGCCUCCCUCGCACUCCUGCUGCCUGAUCCGGACCGGAGGGAGCUCUCCAGCUGAUAGCACUGCGGAGGACGAGCUGCGGCGCGUGGACAUGGACGGCCCGGCCGUGUGCUGGGAGACCCUCGGCCUGCCGGACCUGGACUGUGACGAGAAGCCCGGUUGGAUCUCCAGCAGCAGCCUGGCCGGAGAGCUGAUCCAGGCCGGCCCGCGGGAGGCUUGAACGCAGCCCACACACGGGGGGAGAGAGAGAGAGAGAGAGAGAGAGAGAGACGGAGGAGGAAAAGUGAUGGGAUAGUCAGAGACACUGCAUGUUCACGGUGACGAGGACUCAGAACCGACGAGUGGAAACGCAAGAACGAGGACAAAAGACUGAGAUCAGAGCCAGAUGGAAGGAAACUAAACUAAGAGACUACGUUCCUCUGGAGGAAAGACUCACAAACUGCUUAGAUGCCUUAUUUAUUUUUUGUAGUAGUAAAAUAUUAUUUCAUAUGAAUGUAUCUGUUUAAAAGAAAAAAAGUUUGUCUUUUAUAUUAUUUAUGCCUUUUUUGAUGAGAAAUGCUUUCUAUUUUUUGUUUCUUUUUGUCCCUCCGUGUCCCCACUCGAGCGUGGAGACUUUAGCAACUGUCUGUAAAGUUUUGUAAUAAUAUAAAGAGGAGAUGCGGGAGAGUCAACAAGGA
This is a messenger RNA of Cololabis saira (Pacific saury), 4028 nucleotides long. It is a transcript of the gene cdon, whose product is annotated as cell adhesion associated, oncogene regulated. Gene Ontology annotation, cellular component: plasma membrane; axon. The record is from RefSeq and is a predicted model, not a curated record. Gene Ontology annotation, molecular function: protein binding. Bases 152 to 3571 code for a protein of 1139 amino acids. NCBI's taxonomy places the organism in Eukaryota, Metazoa, Chordata, Actinopteri, Beloniformes, Belonidae. The transcript has 19 exons. Gene Ontology annotation, biological process: nervous system development; cell-cell adhesion; axon guidance.